UUUUUUCUCCUCGAUGGGUUAGUAAAUAGUUUUUUUUAUUAUUUCUCCUCACUCUCAAGCAAAUUGAUUUUUCUCUUACCGCUUCUACAUACAUUAAUGCUGCAUAUUUUUUUCCAUAUUGUUUAUAUAAAUAAAUGUAUGAAUUUUUAAGGAUAUUAGAGUAUAUCAAUUACCUUGAAAAUUUUGAAAAAUUUUUUUGUUGAAAAAUUUUUUUGCAACAUUACGCCAAAAAAAUUAAAUUUUGAAAACAGUGCCAAAAUUUUCGCGUGUCAGGCCAAAUGCCAGUUUUUCAAAUUUUUAAAAUACGCCAAACACCAGAACGCCAAAAUCUGCCAAAAAUAGCACCAAAACAUUAUGUGAAGUUUUUUUCUCUUCGAAUUUCUUCUAAAAUCAUCUCUGGGGGUCUGAUUUUGGAUUGGGAAUUUUUUAAAAUACAAAAAGGCAAUGCCAUCUUUCAUGUUUUCCUGGAUCUUCCACAAAAAUCAUGGUUCUUUUCCUAG
Molecule: messenger RNA, 500 nt
Organism: Meloidogyne enterolobii
Lineage: Eukaryota; Metazoa; Nematoda; Chromadorea; Rhabditida; Meloidogynidae
Source: the annotation of a GenBank genome assembly